Molecule: messenger RNA, 2510 nt
Organism: Carassius carassius (crucian carp)
Lineage: Eukaryota; Metazoa; Chordata; Actinopteri; Cypriniformes; Cyprinidae
Product: CNK3/IPCEF1 fusion protein-like
Exons: 21
Coding region: 161-2464 (767 amino acids)
Molecular function (GO): protein binding
Source: RefSeq, a predicted model, not a curated record
CAGCAAACCAAGACAGGCGCAGUGCGCGCGGACACCAGCGCCGCGCACCAUUGGCUGAGAGCUCGGCUUUACCUGGAGGAAGGUGUGCCAAGCAGACAGCAGGAUGAACUUUUCUUUACUCUGAUCCACUUCAGGGAUUUGAAUUCAUGCUCCUAAAAUCAUGGAGCCCGUGACGUCCUUGAGCAACGAGAGAGUCGCCGAGUGGCUCAAAGGUCUGGAUGCUCCUCUACAGCAGUACUCGUUCUCCGAAUGGCAUCUCUCUGGCUCAGAUCUGCUGAAUCUUUCAUCUACCAGACUGGAGAAACUUGGAGUGCAUAAAAUCGGACAUCAGGAGCUUAUACUGGAGGCUGUGGAAAAACUCUGUGCUUUGACAUACAGUGUUGGGGGUGACAAUCUGCGCAGUUUGACAGAGAAACUGCGUGCAGUGGCUCACACUCUGCAGAUGAGCAUACAGGGGCGCUGGCGUGUCAAUACUAGUGAUGGACAGAGCGCCACCAAGCUGUCACAACAGGUCCUGCAGGCGUUGGUGGACGUGAUCACAGCAUCCAAUGGACUUGUGUCUUUGCUCAAUAGGUAUCAAUUUGCACAGCAGACUGGACACACAGCAAAUGAGAAAGUUGCCACUCUGUGUAAAGAUCUGGACAUUACAGUGCAUAAGGAAACCGCUGUGUUUGAAAAGGAGAAGGACAUUAUAUCUAUUUGUCGUCAGCUGGUAGCAGUGUGUGAUGAUAUUUUGACCAUUACUCCGUCGCCUCUUCUUACCCAUACUGCCCAGCUGGAGAGUGUUGACCUGCUCCCAGCUUCAGCAGGAGAUCAAGUGUAUCCUACAGAGAUCUUUGAGAAGAUUUUAGCUGAAGAUGAAGUCCUUCAGGUCAACGGACAGAUAGUGGUUGGCUGGAGCCGGGCAAACCUUGUUCAAAAACUGGAGGAAAAUCCAAAUGGAGUCACUCUGGUUUUGAGGAGGAUUCCAGGAUUCCUGAAACGCAAGGAGAGCCGAGCCAAGUCUGAGAGAGAGGAGGAAGAGGAAGAAGAGGAAGAGAAAAACCGACCUUCUCUUUUGGGCAGAGUGGCAGCUUCAGUCCGCUCUAUGUCCUUCAGUGAGGACAUGCAAGCGAUCCGCUAUCUCAGAUCAGCAUCAGACAGCACACAUUAUUUCAGACGGGAGAAAUCAGCACUCUCUAGUGCACAAAGCUCUAAUGUACAUCAGCCAAACACCUUAAAGCCAGGGACAGAUUCUCUGCGUGCAAGUCGAAAAAGUUUGCAAAUAGGUUUAACUGUAGAAAGGAGUCCGUCCCCGCAAGACUCAGAGCUCAACCGAGCCAGCACUAGCUCCUGUCCUGACAUGGCAGGACUAAGAGAGGAAAAGGAGAACAAAAAGAGCUCUACUAAAGGAACACGGUCAGCGCUGAGCCGGAGGAGGGUGUCCUGUCGUGAACUUGGCCGCCCAGACUGUGACGGAUGGCUCUGGAAGAAGAGAAAAGAAACAAACGUCUUCAUGACUCAGAAAUGGCAGAGAUUUUGGUUCGUCCUGAAAGGUCCUACACUGUAUUGGUAUACAAGCCAACAGGAGGAGAAGGCGGAGGGCUUAAUCAAGAUCGGCAGCUACAGUAUAGAGAGCGCAGGAGAACACAAGAGGAAGUAUGUAUUUCAAAUGUGCCAUCAGCGCUUCCAGAAUUUUUUCUUCGCUGCUGAUAAUGUAACCGACAUGAGCAAAUGGAUUAAUUGCUUAAUCACAGCCAUUCAGAAACAUAAGAAAGGUGUUCAAAGUCAGCCAGACAGUGAAGAAGAAUGUUACAGUGAAACUGAAUCUGAGGAGGAAUCACGUUCACCACUUUCCCACCGGAAGAAAGUCAAUACAAAAACUCAAACACAAUCACACACACUUCCUCGAACAAAGGGAAAGCAGAACAGGAUGUCAGCACCAAUGACCAUUUCACAAGCAGGGGGCAGUAAAAUUGCAGGAAAAGUAGAUGAGAUGGAUGAAAUGUUUCAUAGCCUGAAGAAAGGAGGAGUGUCUCUGAUUGGUCAGAAUCAGCCGACGACUCAUGACCAGCUACGUAAAUCCUUCAUCAAACGCAACAAAAACCCUGCUAUCAAUGAGAAGAUACACACACUCCGUGCCCUCCAAAGCACACUUAAGGCGAAGGAAGCAGAGCUUCACCUGAUUAACAAGAUCCUGGAAGACUCUGAGUUCUCACCGCAGAAUUUCCGUCAGUGGAAGAAGUUAAAUGAAGAGCUGCUGCAGGACAUUGAGAGACAGUACAAACAGACAGACUCACCAAGCAUAGACACAGUGUCCAAGGCCAAAGACGAGGCAAGCACACUGAAUCUGAGUGAUGGAGAACAGUUGGUAGAUGCAGAGAGACCUGAAGACAGAGGCUCCACUUCUACAGAGGCACAGGUGCCGAUGCAAACAGAUACCACAGUCACAGACAAAACUAGAGAGAACUAUUUUUACAUAUGACAACCGUUUCCUUACUGUACUCUAUUAAAACAAAACAAAACAAAAA